AAAAAACUAUAGCUCUGAGAAAGAUGCUGAAGCGAUGUCUUCUCACUUACUUCAUCUUGUUCUUAGUCUUCUUCAUUCCACAAAUAUCUUUCUCUUGCCCACAAGACCAAAUACAAUCCCUUCUUGAGUUCAAGAACUUGCUGACUCUGAACAUCAAUAACCACUACACAACAGUUAUCACCUUGGAAGGUUUAGAGACAUGGAAGCCAAACUCAGAUUGCAGCAAAUGGCAACUCGUCAGAUGCAACACUCGUUCCCCUACCAGAGAAGUGAUAGACCUGAAUCUGCACUCACUUGUCUUCUCUGGCUCAGUGAGUUCAAGCAUUCUGAGACCGGUCCUGCGUAUAAGCUCUCUUGUGACGCUCGAUAUCUCGUCUAAUUUCAUAGAAGGAGAGAUUCCUGGAGAUGGGUUUGUGAACUUGACCAGGUUUAUCUCUCUUGACAUGAGUGAUAACAGCUUUAACGGCUCUAUCCCUCCUGAAUUGUUCUCCUUGAAGACUCUUCAACGCCUUGACUUAAGCAGGAAUGAUAUUGGUGGUACGUUGAGUGGCGACAUCAAGGAGCUCAAGAAUCUGCAGGAGCUGAUCUUGUCUGAGAAUUUCAUUGAGGGAGAUAUUCCUCCAGAAAUAGGUAGUCUUACCGAACUGCGGACGCUGACAUUGAGGCAGAACAUGUUCAGUGGUUCUAUACCAUUGUCUGUGUCACAGCUGAUGAAGCUCGAAACGUUUGAUCUCCAGAACAAUUCCUUAUCUUUUGAGAUUCCUGACGGUAUUGGGAAGUUAGUCAAUCUAUCAAAUUUUUCUUUGAGCUUGAACAAGUUGUCUGGUGGAAUUCCAUUGUCCAUUCAGAAUCUGACAAAUCUUGAAACUCUUGAGCUUGAGAAUAACAAUGGCUUGUCAGGUGAGAUUCCCACUUGGCUGUUUGGUCUUCAGAAGCUGAGGAUAUUGCAGUUAGGAGGAAACAAACUCCAAUGGAACAAGAAUGGCUCUGUCUAUGCACAGUCUAAGUUAACACAUUUGUCACUUAGGUCUUGUGGUUUAGAUGGAACGAUUCCGGAUUGGCUCAAGAAUCAAACAGCUCUUCUUUUCCUGGAUCUGAGCUUGAACAAACUCGAAGGAAGUUUUCCCAAAUGGUUGGCUGAUCUGAACAUCGGAACCAUAAUUUUGUCAGACAACAAACUCUCAGGUUCAUUGCCUCCUAGUUUGUUUCAGUCUAUAAGCUUAUUGGUUCUUGCACUAUCAAGAAACAACUUCUCUGGUCAGAUUCCUGAUACUGUAGGCGAAACAUGGGUCAUGAUAUUGAUGCUGUCUGAAAACAACUUCUCAGGAUCAGUACCAAAGUCUAUUUCAAAGAUCCAUAGGCUGAUGUUUCUGGACUUGUCAAAGAACAGAUUAUCAGGUGGAUUCCCAAGGUUCGACCCCGAGUCAUUGCUUGCGUUGCUCGAUAUAUCUUCCAAUGAGUUCUCUGGGGAUGUUCCAGCUUUCUUUGGAUCAAACACCAUAAUGCUCUCAAUGAGUCAGAACAACUUCAGCGGCAAAUCCCUCAUGACUUCACCAAUCUCCCAUAUCUGAUGCAUCUUGAUCUUCAUGACAACAAAAUCUCCGGUAACGUCCCGAGUUUUAUCUCCCGGUUGUCUUCUUCUCUAGAGGUACUUGGCCUGACAAUCAAUUCCCUCGAAGGUA
Messenger RNA from Arabidopsis arenosa, 1682 nucleotides. Lineage: Eukaryota; Viridiplantae; Streptophyta; Magnoliopsida; Brassicales; Brassicaceae. The record is from the annotation of a GenBank genome assembly.